GAGGUUUACAUAAACAUUUUUGUUAUCGUGGUAUUGAAAAAGUGAUUCUCGUCGCUUAUGAAAACCAUCUUAAAAUUGCCAAAUUUAGACAUCAAAACGAACUUUCUAAUAAGGAGUGUCCUUGAGAUCUUAAAAUUGGCAUUGACAUCAAUUUUAAGCAUGUUUAAUUGAUGAAACUGCUACUGUUGUUAAAUAUCAAAACACUCACUGCAGUUACCAACCAAACGGAGAUUUUAGAAGAUAUUUGUUCGUAUAGUUUAUAACACGGAAAAGAUGAAAACAUUAGUAAAUUCUAUUCUGCGAAAAACGUUGACACCUACGAAGAGAUGUAUAUAAAAAAUAGCGUGGUUACUUGCAAUGUGUAUGACGACAUAUCAACGACGAGUUUAUGGAAACAAUCGGUUGCCUGACACGGAUAUAAAAGCGGACCGUGACGCAAUAACGGAGAGCGUUUAAGUCUGUUCGAUGUGUUACACGAUUUUGGAGGUUAGUGGUAUUGUUUACAUCUCGUUAACCGCGGGUAAAAUUAAUUGUGUCGGCACUUUUUUCACUUAAUGUUGCAAAAAAAAAACUAAACGUAAGUGGAAUAAAGUGUACUUGAAACUUAACACUCACGCAAACGUUUAGAUUAAGAUUAAAAUUAGCAUCUUAACAGAUGAAUGAACACUUGAACUCUAGUCUACACUAAACAGUCAUAAAUUUUAAUAGAACUGAUAAACCUUCCUCUCCAUUCCAGUCUUAUAUCAGGCACCUGAAACAUUUCCGAUUUUUGUCAUAACUAUCAGGCAUUCGACCGUGAAACCAAAUGUGAAAGAAGGACUAUUUAUUAUGUAAUUACGGACGUGAUUUUUUAGUAAUUUUAGGAUGUCCGGGAUCGUAUCCACGAGCCAAAAAUACAACUUGAGUAAAAAACUCGCAAUCCGUGAUUGUAAAAAUAAUGGUUGUAUCACUCGACUGGUUUAGGAAUGAAUACUUGUAAGUAGCAUCAUCGCAUCACUAAUUUUUUGUACAAUGCCUUUUUUGAAAUGUUAAAAUUAAAUUAAGGUUUUCUACCGUGCCCAAAUAAAUCAUUUCUCCGUAUAGUGUCACUUUAAGUAAAUAAAUACAAUACCAUCUAAUAUAUAUGGAAAGGUGUAUGCUGACAUUGAUAGAAACUAGAGGUAUUUUGGAACUUGUACAUAAACAGUAUUGGAUUAAUUAGUUCUGCAUGAAGUUGCUAUGAUGAAGGAUGUAUAUAAAACUGACGCUUGCGUGGUUUAAGAGGAUUACACCAGACUCACCAACCGCAGAAAUGACGGUGAUAUUUUGACUAAUCAAAAUUGUCUUCCGUGGUAGGCUAAAGUUUUACACACUUUUAGAAUUUAAAUCUUAAUGCCAUCGGACCACAGAAUUCCGCGCUUGAGGGAAGCGGGUUUUCGGUACAUAAAAUCACCCUAAACUGUUUUAUUUUAUCUAACAAUGUUAUUACGCAAAUAUAAUUAAAAAUAAUUGCUUUCGUUGCUUCAAAUACUUUCAAUAAACUUUUUUGAUUGUCAUAGUAUCGCACGUAGGGAAAUAAUUCAAUUAGCUGCGGACCGAAGAUAUUUUGGUAAGCUGUAGAUUUCCAUCAAUACAUCCGGUAUAAUCAUAGAUUAUAUAAAAAUUCUGUAGAGAGUGUCUUUGUCUUCGAAGAUUUCAUUAACCACGAUUGAUGUGAAUAUAAAUAGGCCACAAUGCUGCAUUCACGAGUUUGCGGUUUUAGCGUUGAACUACGAAAUUAAUAGAACAACCGGAACACGGAUUCUUAGUACUAGACGGAAGAUGUGAUUUUUAGCGACACAUACUUUGUUACGUAUUUUUAGAAACUGAGCGUUAAAAAUAGACAGCGUAUUCAUUUGACGUCAGGUGCGUAGAGAUGUCGACGCUCCCUGAUUCCGUGGCUUUGUGGUUUUUACAUUUCAACAGCGCGGGGGCGAACGGAACAAAUCAUAGCCUACGUUUUUCAUGCUUGGAUGUCCACCUAAAAUAUAAACGAGAGGAUGAUACAGCGCCUGUUCGUCUGCUCUUUUCCAGUGAAACGAAGCGCAAAGAAGAAAAUAGCCGAAAAUCAUGAUGAUGGGUUGUAUUGAAAAAGAAAACAUACUCUUUGAUAAAAGUUUCUUGUCUGUUUUGAAUCAUUCAUCUACCUGCUAUUAUGUUGAAAUGAUGUUCGAAACAAGUUGAAUUUAUUUAAGUUGAUUAUUCAUGCGUUAAAAUUGUGCAAUAUCGACAACUUGUUUUUCAAAUUUGAGCGCUCAAACGAUCUCGUCUGAGCGCACAUCAAUACCGCAAAACUCUCCACGGUUGGUUUCGUGUAUCCUUCCUCUUAAGACGUUGUUCAGAACAACGGAAUAUGUAAACACGUAUUAACGGGGUAAGGUUAUGGGCGGCUGGCUUUUAUCAUUUCCUGUGUUACGCCAUUCGAUAGAGAAGAAGGCUUUAACGCAUGGCGGCUGGGUAGUGACCCCCCCUUUAUAAACUUGGCAUGAUAUAUUUUGAUGAACCCGUCCAUGCCUGAUUUUUUUUACUACAUUAGUUUUCGAUUAAAUCAUAAUUGCGAGGCACAAUAUAGUAUAACACAAGAGGUAUAUUUAUAAUGAGGUUUUUAUUACAAAAGGACCGUUGGGAUCAUGAGUUCUAUCGAGAAAGUUUUGACAACGCUUCACAAAACUCUACACAAUAAUAUUAUUGGAACAGAGCAAACGCACUGUCUAUUGAGGGGUGGGUGAUGCAUCCGUAAUUUUGCCGUGAGCUGCGUUGAAAUAAUUACUUGUUUACCAGCUUCAGAUCGGAAACUUGUGAAAAAAAUAUUCGUGAUCAUGCUAAUAUGUUCAUGUUAAUAUUAACAUAUUUACCAAGAAACAUGUUCGCAAAAAUUGUUUUAAAUUUGGGCAGCGAGGUAGUUUGUAGAUAUAGAAAGUACCAUAUUGUUAUCAAUUUUCGCAUUACUUGCCAAGGGUAGCCAAUUCAGAUUUUUCAGAAGAAAGGCAGUUACGAUAUGAUAUGGUAUGGUUUUCCAGACAUCGAUAUUGAAUGUUUGGAAAGGUCAAUAGCGUAUUCAUAAUCCGCCUUUAUUGUUCGUCUUCGGGGCCGCUAUAAUUUUGUAUUGUAAGUAUUGAACGGGCGAAGCCAUCCAAUAUGAGAACGUGAAAAAUAGCUUAUAUCUAUAUAUGUAUAUCUGUGUAUGUGUGUAAUAUUUUAACAAUAGAUCGAGAAUUAUCACUAUUAUUAUAUAUUGUAUACGUAGAUACGUAGAGUAACGUAUAAUAUUCUGGCUAUGAGUUUUAGCGAUGCGGGGAAGAAAGAACCGUUUUAGAAUUUUGGGGCCAAAAAUGAUUGUAGAUAAUUGGCAAUAAAUUGUAAUUUUCAACGAGAUUUUCUAUCGGGAUUUCUGCAACUUGAGCGCUGGUUUUGUUUAAUGAAAUUGGAAGUAAACAAAUAUAUUAAUUCCAUUUGAAUCGAAAUAAUACCAUUAUACAUUUAUUAAUUUUAGACGACGGUAUUGCUUUUAAGCAAACCUAUAAAGUAAAAUAAAAAAAACUGUACGACGCCAUUUUACUCACAACUUGCUUGCGGAGGAAACAUACAAUAAAGUUAUAUAUAGUUGAACAAAGAAGAACAGUUUUUUUCUACAUAUUUGAAAAGAAUCAACUCUAACGACGAGCGACAUCAGUAUUAGUUGUCGCUAUUCAACAUAUUUCCUUAUUCUCAAGAAACUUCUCGAAAUCCGAUGAAAUUACCAUCCUGUACAUUGCAUUGACAACGACCACUCUUAUCAAUUAUUUUUACUCUUCAAGUUUUACGCCAUUUUUAUUUUACAAGAUUGAACAAGCAUCAAAGGAAACUAAGUGUUUACUACGCUUCAGAAGAAAUAGCGAAUAUUGAUUUUAUUUGAACAGUCUGUAGAUAAUCGGUGAAACUUGCAACAAGAUUCAUCGUUUAAUGACAACUGAAGAAAUCGCCAUAUAGACUGCAAUCAACUAUCAUUCAGCUGGUCUCCAAGAAAGGAGCUUACAACUCAUGGCAGCAGCAGCGACCCUCAACUACCACCACCCCGUAUCCGUUAAUUUCCUAUCUUCGACAAACAUCGAACCAUCAUUUUUUCAAACUGACCUUGAGACCUAUCAGGUACCACUAGCGGCCACCAGGCCGGGCCAAAUGCCAUCUAUUUCACCGGAGCUACUGACGAACGAUUCUUCUAUAAACAGCGAAUACGCCGAAUUGGAGGUUGGAAUGGCAAAGUACAUCAACGAGAGCAUUGACACAACGCUGAUGACGACCCUGGACACAAUGACUCCGCCAAUCUAUACGUCAGGCCUCAUGGAAAUGCCACCACCGUCUGUUACCCACUAUCCGAGCUACGAUGUACCGCCCACAUCUGCGCGAUCGCGCCCAACUUUCAAAUCAGACCCGGACUUGUUCCGACGAGAUAGCGCAUCGAGAGUGAACGAAAUAUUGUCAGAAGCUGACAUUAAUUGCGGAGUUGAAUCUCUUGGGCAACCUAGCACAGGAUUGGGAACAAUGACGCAAACACCAUUUGUAAAUGUGAACUUCAAUGUCGUCGUUCAACAGCAAAAUACUAAUAACAACAACAAUUACAUCAAUAUCCAGAACAACAGCUCACAUGUGAACCAAAAAACUGAAAAUGGAAACCACCUUAAUCAAUGUAAUAUGGGAUCUCCGCAUCAUAACGGAAUAAUUGCCUCGCCCGCACAAAGUAUCUCCCCCCACAACACGAUGAGCGGUUCGUCACCACAUCAUCACAUGCAUAGUCCAUCAGCCAUGCCAUCAGCUUCCCCUCCACACACAGACUCUAGCCAAGCACUUUCGCCUAAUAUCCCUCCCGUAUCGACAUUUAUAAAAGCGUCCGAUGACAUGCUUCAUCCUUCUUCGCCCGUUGAUUCAAUCGGAUCAACAUCUCCUUUUCACAUCCAGUCUAAAACUACCGGCAACUGCUAUGUCAACUCAAACGGAUGCUGUUCUAGGUCACGCCAGUGUUCUGAGUCUGAUUCCUAUGCAUCUUUCGAGCAACAUUCUCAAAGUAAUAAUUCCGUCGUUCCUAAUACAACGAUGCAACCUGUUACCAAUUCAGGGUUUACGGAUAUAUACACGUCACCAAUUUCUAGGUCACGUUCAACAAGUUUAACAAGCAACAGCGAAAACUAUAUAUCUAACUCGUCUAAUUCAUUCAUUCCAACGUCAACGUAUCCGAGUUUGUCUUCAACUGAUUGCCAAUUUCAGAACAAUUACCAGCAAACUUGUGUCAAAUCGGACCCCGAUUUGCGAAUAUGCAAUAGUAGAAUGAUGAGCCCUGAAGCAGUAUUGCGUUCGUCAAGGCACGAAGACAACUUAAAUUAUAACAGAAGAUGUAGUUUAGAUUCUCGAUUAACGACUUUCCAUGGCGAAUGUGGAGAACGAGCAAACAACCUUUUCAAUAUUACUAACACACCGGGACACUUUCAAAAUGGCAUGGUUUUGAAACAAGAACCUUUGGCCGAUUGUGGUCAAAAAGGCUUUGGCGUUGCUGAUGAAUAUAUGCCUAUGUCGGUUCAGGAAGAGAAUUGCAACGUGCAUCCCUACUUUCCCCCACCACAGGUGAAUUUUCAACCAAUUGUGGAUGGCAAUUCUGCAAUUCCACUUGCCCACCCUUACCCCCAUCAUAUUGCAAGUGAUAGUAGACAUCAUCACCAUCACAUCAUUGCAAACAGCUUAGCCAUGUCUCACGGAUCAUUCCACCCCGCGCGACACAGCGGAGAGCAUAGGCCGCCACCUCCUUACCCACUGGCGAUGAAUGGUACAAUUCCAUACAGACCCCGUUACAGCCGCAGAAACAACCCAGAUCUUGAAAAGAAAAGAGUGCACAAGUGCAGAUAUCCGGAUUGUACAAAAGCUUACACAAAGAGUUCACAUUUGAAAGCACACCAAAGGACUCAUACAGGAGAAAAGCCAUAUAGUUGCAGCUGGCUCGGAUGUGAUUGGAGGUUCGCCAGAUCGGACGAAUUGACCCGUCAUAUGCGCAAACACACCGGAGCAAAACCUUUUAAAUGCAUGGUAUGUGGAAGAUGCUUUUCACGUUCGGACCAUCUUGCACUACAUAUGAAAAGACAUCAAACCUAGGACUUGUGACAGUAAAAUCAGGAGGACAAAAUGACAAUGGUCCGAGAUAGCUAUGAGCAAACUCUUUCGCCCUUUAUUUUCCCUUUUUUUAACUGAGCAUUCAGUAUCAAAAAGUACUCAUGAUGUCAAUAUUCGUGACUGAAGUAAUACAAAAGCCAUUCGACUAUCUGUGUUUGUACAGGCUAUGCACCUUUUCAAUGCCAUAGAAACGAGGACCAAAUUACUAUGCUGCUCUCGCAUAUUUACAACGUAUUAUUGCACAAGAACAAAUACUGAUAGAAUGGACAAUGUGAAGGCAAUCCUAAAUUAAAUAAAAAGGAUUCGCUUGUGGUGGAUUUGGUGGUUUAUUUGCUUAUAUAAGUUUGUAGAAAUGUCUUGUUGCAACUCAAGAUAUUUUCCAAAAUAAAGAAAAUUUUAUCGUUUCGCUUUUACUAUUGUCGUGAUUUGACUGGCAUUUGAAACAAUCAUGAAUUUGCUAUUAAAUAUAAUAUUUUUAUUUUAAUUGACAAGAGAUCUCUAAUAAAUCUCGCUCAUGUGCUAUAAUUUAUACGCAAUCAAUAAUCCUUGCAUGUACUAACACCACUGUAAAUAUUCUUUUUUGUUUUUCUUCCACAAAUCAACUUCCUUCUAUUCUGACAACAUGUCAGAACAUCACAGAAGGUAAAACUAAUUCUACUAAUCUGCAUUUAAUUAUUUAUCGCUUGUUUCGACGCUCGCUUACUUCUUUCAUUGUAAUUUCUUGCUUUGUAGCAAGAAUAUUAAGUAUUUUAUAUUUUUAUUGCUAAUAUAUUCGUAUAUAUAUUGAAAGUUCUAUAUUUUUGACGCGAACAACGUUAUAUUUGUAUAUCUAUACAAAAAUGCGUAAAAAUUGUAAACUUUUUUCUUCAAUAUUAACAAAUCCAAGUUCCGCCAUUGCAGUAACGAGAAGUUUCGCUAUAGCGAUAUCUGAUCGUCUUGGCUUCGUUUUAACAGUUUAUUUAUUAGUUGAAAGCUACUACUUUAGUUUAUCAGUAAGCAACAAAGCGUUUGACCUUUUCAUUGGUUUAUUAACUAACUGAAAAUAUCGUUUUUAACUAUGAGUUUUGUAGUGCAACCAGUGCCUUGUAUUAUUAUUUUACUGUAUUUAAAUUUAAGAGUGGUCUACACCUACACUUAUAUAUUUUCAAGAAAUGUAAACGCCCGCCUAAUGUGUAACAUUUUUUCUCAUUAAAAUGGCGUGCAAAUUUAAUAAAAUCUUGGUAAA
Messenger RNA from Styela clava, 7378 nucleotides. RefSeq lists its product as uncharacterized. Gene Ontology annotation, molecular function: RNA polymerase II cis-regulatory region sequence-specific DNA binding; DNA-binding transcription factor activity, RNA polymerase II-specific. The record is from RefSeq and is a predicted model, not a curated record. Gene Ontology annotation, biological process: regulation of transcription by RNA polymerase II. NCBI's taxonomy places the organism in Eukaryota, Metazoa, Chordata, Ascidiacea, Stolidobranchia, Styelidae.